AUGUGUUCCGUGCGACUGGGUGUCGGCAUAUAUUUAACCGCAUGGCCCUGCGUGAGUUUGCGUUGGGUUUUUUUCCCUUGGAACUUCUCGCUUGGUUUAUAUGUAGUUCACCGCAGUGAAUGCGGUAGUGUCUCUGACAUAUGUGUCCGGCGUCGCUACUACGCGGACCUCUGCAAGCUUAAGGUGUUUGCUCCGCCGUGGUGGCUAUCUUCGCAUCUGCAUCAUUGA
Messenger RNA from Sparassis crispa, 228 nucleotides. RefSeq lists its product as hypothetical. Bases 1 to 228 code for a protein of 75 amino acids. The record is from RefSeq and is a predicted model, not a curated record. The transcript is spliced from 3 exons. NCBI's taxonomy places the organism in Eukaryota, Fungi, Basidiomycota, Agaricomycetes, Polyporales, Sparassidaceae.